Lodderomyces jiufengensis is the source of this 1956-nucleotide messenger RNA. RefSeq lists its product as uncharacterized. Bases 1 to 1956 code for a protein of 651 amino acids. NCBI's taxonomy places the organism in Eukaryota, Fungi, Ascomycota, Pichiomycetes, Serinales, Debaryomycetaceae. The record is from RefSeq and is a predicted model, not a curated record. The transcript has 2 exons.
AUGGAAGAUAGUGAAAUUGUUCGUAGAUCAGUUCAAGAAUUACAUGAUAUAGAUGCAUCAACAGAUUUAAAUGAAUGUUUAACUUGUAAAACAAGAUUACAAGUUGGUAAAUUUUUAUCAUUAACAAGACCAGACUUAGUACCACAAGUUUUUUCUACAUGGUGUGUAGAAAGUGGUCACGAUGAAACUCAAUGUCAUAUGAAUUAUGGUUACCCAAAUGAUGAAGUUAGUGCUACUGGUUCUGAUUUUACAAAAGUUGUUGGAUUAAUGAACCCUUCAGGAAUAGAUGGUGAUUAUUUUUGUUAUUAUCAUGAUUCGAAAUGUCAUAUUUUACCAGAAACUCCAAUUAUAGAUAUGGACAAGAUGUGGCCAACAAAACCAAGGAAUUAUUUACCACCUGAUAAUUGUGGAGAAAACUUUCAUGUUUUACAUAUAAGUGAUAUUAAUUUACAAUUAGAUUAUGAAAUUUUUGCUGAAUCAAAUUGUACACAAAGUUUAUGUUGUUCUUCAAAUAGUAGAAACUUAAAUUGUAAAGCUCCACCAUUUAAUGAAAAUGUAUUUGAUGGAUAUUAUGAUUCAAGUUACAAGAAAAACCACUUCGAAAAAGGUAAGUACUUAGAUUUAACCAAAAAGUUAAAAACUCCAACUUGGUCACCUGCUAAACAAUUUGGUGAAUAUUCAUGUGAUACACCAACAUUAUUAUUAAAUUCAACUAUGCAAUGUAUUAGAGAUUUACAUCAAAAUCAUUUAAGUUUUGAAUUUGCAAUUUUUACCGGUGGUACAGUUGAUAGUAGUGAUAGAAGUUUUAUGAAUAAGCAAAAAAAUGUUAAAUCACAAGAAACUAGUUACAAAAUUUUGAAACAUUAUCUUGAUGAUUGUGAUGUUAUUCCUACUUUUGGUACAAGAGAUGUAUUUCCUGUAAAUCAAUUACCACAAAAAAACAUUAGUGGGUCCAAUAAUUAUCAAUGGCAAUUUGAUUUAGUAGCUGAUCUUUGUUUGGAAAUUUUAAUUAAUGAAUUAAUAGAUUCAGAAAGAAAUCAUCAAAGAUGUUGGAUUAUUGCUCAUUUACCACCAAAUCAUCAAUCAUUAGCAUUACCAACAAAAGUAUUUUUAAAAAUCAUUGCAAGAUUUUCUCCAAAAGUUAUUGCUGCAAUAUUUUUUGGUAAUAUUCAUGAUGAUUCUUUUAUUAUUCAAUAUGAAGGUGAUGGUACAGAUGAUAAGACAUUAGAAAAUGCAAUGAAUCAUGCAUUAAUUGGUCCAUCAAUAUCUCCAUAUACUGGUGUUAAUCCUGCAUGGAGAUAUUACUCAGUUGAUAAAGAAAGUUUUACAAUAACAAAUUCUUUUACAUAUUAUACAAAAUUAACUGAUUGUACAACUAAUGAUGGAGCUGAACCAAAUUGGGAUUAUGCUUAUUCAGCAAGAGAUGUUUAUGAUCCAGAACAAUUAUGGCCACAAGAUUGGGGGUUAACUACUGAAUUUUGGCAUCAUGUUGGAGAAAGAAUUAAUAAUUGUCCUGAAAUAAAUUUAUUAUAUCAAAGAUUAGAAACAAGAUGGUCACCUUAUUCAUUUAUAAAUAAUGAUUCUUAUUGUAAAGUUACAAGUUUUUCAAUGGAUUCAAAAAAGAAAUGUAUGAUUACUGAUGAUCAAGAUGAUUAUAUUGAACCAAUGAUUCCAAAUGAUUAUAUUCCUUUAAUUCAUGUAAAAGAUAAAUCAGUAGAUUAUAUUCAAGUAGAAAAACCAGUAGAAAAAAAUUGUGAUAAUAAAGAUGAUGAUGAACCAGGUAAUGAAUUUGAUGAUGAAAUUGCAAAAAAUCAUUUCGAAUGGAAAUUACAAGAUAUUAAUCAAAAUGAUACUUCUGAAAUUGUUGUUCCAUUCCCUAAAAAGCAAAAAGGUAAAGCAAUUCAUUUGAAUCGUAAAAUUAACUUUGCUAACCAAAGAAUAGCUCAAUUUAAUUAA